AUGAGUUCAUCGUCUCCCAUAUCGAUUGACAUCCUGGAGGAGAUAUUGUCGAGAUUGCCUUCAAAGUCAGUCGCGAGGUUUCGUUGCGUGUCUAAGCGAUGGGCAUCAAUGUUGAGUAGUCCAUAUUUCACGGAGUUGUUCUUGACCAGGUCCUUAGCUAAGCCACGCCUCUUAUUCGCCAUCGCAGAAAACGGCAACGAACAAGUAGACGUCUGUGUGUGGAACUUCUUAUCGCUGCCUCAGCUUGAGUAUCCAUAUGAGCAAUCAUCCUCAUCGACCCUUGUAGCAACCGCGGAAUUUUAUGUGAGAUUCUCUCCAGACAAAGUACGGAUCAAUCAUCUGACUAACCUAAAAUAUUUUUCAUGUGGCUACGCCUCUGGCUUGCUCUAUAUGUAUGGUGAUCGACAUAUGAUAUGUAACCCCAUCACGGGACGGUAUGCGAUCCUACCUCAUCGUUAUACCUACAGAAAGGCGUAUAGCUUUUUCGGGGUUGACCCGAUUGAAAAGCAAUACAAGGUAUUGUCCAUGGUUUAUUACUGUGGUCCUGGCCAUGAUAAAAUUCUUACACUUGAAGAUGGAGAUCUGACGUGGAGAAGGAUCAAAUGUCCCGUACGACAUGAUAUUAAGAGUGAUGGGGUAUGCAUCAACGGGGUUUUGUAUUACUUGGGUGAUACGUCGGAUUGUAUUAAUGAUGCCCAUGUUGUGACGUCUGGUUAUGUGAUAGUUUGUUUUGAUGUUAGGUCUGAAAAAUUCACCUUUAUUGAUGUAGAAAGGUUUUGUCGAUUGAUAAAUUACAAGGGUAAACUAGCUGUGAUUUUUUGGGAGGAUGAUGAAGACAUUUAUGAGAAGUGUCAUUUGGAGUCGGAUGUCUACAUUUAUAUUGAGAAUAGUCUCGACGCUGAAGCUAUUAAUGAGUUACAUGUGUGGGUUUUAGAGGAUGUUGAGAAACAGGAAUGGUCGAAAUAUGAAUACACUUGGACGGAUGAUAGAUUCUUCCGUUUUCACGUUUCUGUCGUUGGAGCGACUGCUUCGGGUGAAAUAGUGUUUUCAAUGCGCAAGUAUAUAUCUAACGAACCGUUUUAUGUUUUCUAUUUCAAUCCUGAAAAGAAGACACUCCAACGUGUUGAGAUCCAAGGUUUUGGUGAAACUUUUAAGAAAUGUUUAAGCGUUCGCACUUUUGUAAACCACGUAAAGGAUCUUGAUACUAAUGAUUUAAAACUACUCAAGUCAGUCCAUUCUCCAGAUUUAUCAGAUUCAGAUUCAGAUUCAGAUUCAGAUUCAGAUUCAGACUAA
Messenger RNA from Camelina sativa (false flax), 1293 nucleotides. Lineage: Eukaryota; Viridiplantae; Streptophyta; Magnoliopsida; Brassicales; Brassicaceae. The record is from RefSeq and is a predicted model, not a curated record.